Molecule: messenger RNA, 2257 nt
Organism: Fundulus heteroclitus (mummichog)
Lineage: Eukaryota; Metazoa; Chordata; Actinopteri; Cyprinodontiformes; Fundulidae
Product: protein MB21D2-like
Exons: 6
Coding region: 62-1774 (570 amino acids)
Source: RefSeq, a predicted model, not a curated record
UAUUUUAGAUAUGUCAAUUCAAAAAGUGAAUAUUAAAUAAUAUAAAUUGAUUACACCCAGCAUGAUCUAUUUUCAGCCUCUUGUUACUCAUGAUAAUAAUUUACAGCUUGUGAGAACCCCGAAUUUACUUGAUCGGGUAGCAGAGAUGGAGUCGCUAAUGAACGCGGUGACCCCGCGCUCACCGGCCCCCGUCAAGAAGCUGUCCGAGGUGGACUUCCGCUCCGGCGCCACCCUGGAGCAGCUGUCGGCGCAGGUGUCGGAGCUGGUGCUGCUGGAGCAGGGGGAGUUCGGAGACCAGACCGCCUUGGAGGUCCACACUGCCAAGGACUUCAUCUUCAACAUGCUCGGUUUAGUCCAGAAGGUGGACCAGCGCCUCCCGGUGGCCAACGAGUACCUCCUCCUGUCAGGCGGGGCCCGGGAAGGCGUCCUGGACCUCAACCCGGAGGACCUGGGGGAGUACGCCAAGGGGGCCGACUUCGACCUGGACUUCACGCUGCUGGUGCCCGCCUUGAAGCUCCACGACCGCAACCAGCCGGUGACGCUGGACAUGAGGCACUCGCCGCCGUGCCACUCGUGGCUCAGCCUGCGCCUGUGCGACUCCAACGUCCUGUCGCGCUGGGGCAUCUGCUGCCAGGAGGAGAACGGGCUCCCCGAGGACGAGGAGGAGGAGGAGGAGGAGGAGAUGGCUAAGGGCUCCAUCCCUUCCCUGGGCUCUCCUCAGGCCCUGGACGGCUGCUACUUCUCCCCCAGCUUGGUGACGGACUGGUUCUGGCGGGUGGUGAGCGAGGCGGUGGCCGAGCUGAGGCGCAGCCCCCAGAGAGGCAUCCCGACCCCCGAGCGGCUGGAGCGGAACGGACCCCUGACCACCAUCAUCCUUCAGGCGGGCUCCAGCCGGGUUCUGUACGACCUGCUGCCGGUGGUCUCCUUCCGGGGCUGGCCCGCCGUGGCCCAGGGCUGGCUGACGGCCAACCACUUCUGGGACGGCAAAAUCACCGAGGAGGAGGCCAUAUCCGGCUUCUACCUGCUGCCCUGCUGCUCCCCGCUGGGCGGCCGGCCCGACCGGGAGUGGAGGCUGGCCUUCUCGCGCACCGAGGUGAGGCGGGCCGUCUUGUUUCGUCGCUGUCUUUUACCCCCGGGUGUCUGUUCUAACCCGAUUCCUCGCAACCAGGUGCAGCUGAAGAAGUGCAUCCCCUUCCCCAUGGCGCAGGCGUUCCAGGCGGCCAAGGCGGUGCUGUCCCGCAUCCUGGCGCGCCCUCGCACGGGCCUCAGCCUCUACCACCUGCGCACGCUCCUGUUCUGGGCCUGCGACCGCCUCCCCGGGGCCUACCUGUCCUGCGCCGAGCCGGACACCCCCGGCCGCCUCCUCCUGGGCCUCCUGGACGACCUGGCCCACUGCAUCCUGGGCAAGAGCUGCCCCAACUACUUCCUGCCCCAGUGCAACAUGCUGGAGCACCUGAGCGACGGCCAGGCGCUGCUGGUGGCCCGCAAGCUGGCCCACGUGCGCUCGGACCCCAGCGAACACCUGCGCGCGGCCCUGGACCAGGCCCAGCAGGCGGGCCAGCUGAAGAAGGAGCUGACGGCCGGCGGCGCCACCAACGGCGCGGGCUCGCCGGGCCCUCACCCGGCCAACGGCAUCAUCUCGCCGUCCGAGGACAAGCUCGCCCAGCGGCUGCAGCAGCUGGUCACCGAGAACCCCGGCAAGUCCAUCUCGGUCUUCCUGAACCCCGACGACGUGUCCAGGCCCCACUUCCGCAUCGACGACAAGUUCUACUGAGGUACCGCGACUCUGCUGCUCCAUCAAGUCUUAAAAACCAAAAAAAGAAAAGAAAGAAAAAACACAUUUCCUCAUAAAUAAAACAUGAAUCCAACUAACAGGAUAUCACCUAGCUUUUGUCCAGGUCGUCUCCUAACGAGCUGGCCUUAAGGAGACCAGACGGCUGUAGCUUGGUUUUGGCUCUUUCAGAGACGGCGUGUCCGCGUUUUGGCCUUAGGGGAGUGCGGACAUGACGCACCCGUCCGCAGAAACCUCCCGGUUCAACGCAUUUCCGCCCUCUCUGCUUGCUUCACACGGCGGCGGGAGACUGACGAGGAGGAAAAGGAACCGAUUGUAACGCUGGGGAGGAGAGCUGCAGAGCCUUUUGAGCAAAGAGUCUCUUUUUAGACUGCUUUCUGUUAUUCACACUCAGUUUGUGCGACUCUUUGUUUCACUUUUCUCAGGUAUGCACAGCAUUUUUGAACCUCCCUGCCCCCCAAAAAA